This is a messenger RNA of Panthera uncia (snow leopard), 3058 nucleotides long. It is a transcript of the gene MINDY4, whose product is annotated as MINDY lysine 48 deubiquitinase 4. Gene Ontology annotation, biological process: protein K48-linked deubiquitination. NCBI's taxonomy places the organism in Eukaryota, Metazoa, Chordata, Mammalia, Carnivora, Felidae. Gene Ontology annotation, molecular function: cysteine-type deubiquitinase activity; K48-linked deubiquitinase activity. Bases 246 to 2498 code for a protein of 750 amino acids. The transcript is spliced from 17 exons. The record is from RefSeq and is a predicted model, not a curated record.
AGGCCAGAGCCAGGACCCGAGCCCGGAGCCCAAAUCGGGAACCUCGCCCCUCUCCCGCUUCCAGAAGCCAGAACGAAGACGCUCCUCCCCUUCCUCCCGCCCUCCCAGCCCGCGGGCUCCGGGAAAGGGGAGGAGCUCUCCCGGCUCCUGUGACACCGUCGCCACGGCAACGCGGCCAUACUGGCCCUAACGGACCGGGGGUUCUGGGCUGCGGCGGCCGCGGCCUCGUGGGCAGAGCCGGCGGCAUGGACAGCCUCUUCGUGGAGGAGGUGGCCGCCUCCCUGGUGCGGGAGUUCCUCAGCAGAAAGGGCUUAAAGAAGACAUGUGUGACCAUGGACCAGGAACGCCCACGCUCUGACCUCAGCAUAAACAGCAGAAACGAUCUCCGCAAGGUUUUGCAUCUUGAAUUUCUCUACAAGGAGAACAAGGCAAAGGAAAAUCCUCUAAAAACAAACCUCGAACUCAUUACCAGAUACUUUCUGGAUCACUUUGGGAAUACUGCUAACAAUGUCACUCAAGAAACACCAAUUCCUGCACUCUCAAUUCCAAAGAAAAAUAUCAAAUCACCACCGAGAGGCUCAGAGACCACGCUGGUGAAUAUAUAUGACCUUGCAGAGGAAGAUGCAGAAUGGAGAACAUCGUUGUCAGAAACAAGCAAAGCCAGACAUGACAAUCUUGAUGGGGAUUUACUUGGUAAUUUUGUAUCAUCCAAAAGGCCCCCACACAAACGUAAGCCCACGCAGGCUGUCCCAGGUGAAAGUCCCCCUGUGGCCCCUGCAUGGGAGAAGAUGGACAGGCUUCAGUUGUCAGAACCUUCCUUGGACACGAAAAGGAUGGGAGAGAAGAUCAGGCCAAAGUCUGGCCUGAUUGUCCGAGGCAUGAUGACCGGGCCCAUCGCCAGUUCCCCGCAGGAUUCCCUUCGCAAGCGCUCCCUGAGGCGGUCCCUGUCCUUGAGCAGCGGCGCCCCCCAGGCCCCCGAGGAAGAGGGCCAGAAAGUGCCUGAGCUCUCCGCCGGUGCCCUGGCCCAUCCUGCAGCCCAGGAGGGCCUGGCGUCCAGCACUGGCUCCACUUCCAGAAGUCCCCUGGGCCCACUCAGUGAGCUGACCUCAGAAAAACGGAAAACCACACCCAGCAGCCCCCCUCACUUGCCCAGCAAAGGGCUCCUGCAGAGGGGGAGCGGCAGGUGGCGAGAUCUUGCAGAGGACAGCCCAGCUGUGGACAGUGGCCCGGAGGGCAACAGGAUGCCCUCGAAGUUCUCCUUGCCAGGUGGGAGUGCCAGGACGACCCAGGAGAGGCUGGAGAGAGCGUUCACACGGCAGGGGACCCAGCCCCUGCCCCUCAGGAAAAAUCAAUUGCCAGUGUCCAGCAAGGCUGAUGGGGAGCUGAGCGUUUUGCAGCUUGAGGAUGUGGAGGAUGAAUUGGUAAGGGAAGAAGUCAUCCUGUCUCCAGUCCCAUCCAUGCUCAAGCUGCAGAUAGUGUCAAAGCCAAUCGACCUCUCAGUGGCCAAGGACAUAAAGGCCCUUCUGUUUGGUUCCAGUUUUUGCUGUUUCAAUGAGGAAUGGAAACUUCAGAGUUUUUCCUUUAAUGACAAAGCCUCGUUAAAAUACGGCAUCGUGCAGAACAAGGGGGGUCCCUGUGGGGUUCUGGCAGCUGUCCAAGGCUGUGUCCUACAAAAACUCCUGUUUGAAGGAGAUAGCAAAGCUGACUGCGUUCGGCCGCUGCAGCCUUCCAAUGCUCACAGGACCCACUGCCUCGCCCUGGCCAUCGCGGACAUUGUGUGGCGGGCUGGGGGCCAUCAGAGAGCCGUGGUCACACUGGCUUCAGGAACACAGCAUUUCAGUCCAACAGGGAAAUACAAAGCAGAUGGAGUCUUAGAAACACUCACACUGCACAGUUUGACCUGCUAUGAGGAGCUGGUGACUUUUCUUCAACAAAGCAUCCAUCAGUUUGAAGCAGGUCCCUACGGAUGCAUCCUGCUCGCCCUGUCUGCCAUCCUGUCCAGGUCCACGGAGCUGGUUCGCCAGGACUUCGACGUCCCCACCAGCCACCUGAUUGGAGCACAUGGAUACUGCACCCAGGAACUUGUCAAUCUGCUCCUGACCGGGAAAGCGGUGUCCAAUGUUUUCAACGAUGUGGUUGAGCUAGAUUCUGGGAACGGGAACAUCACACUGCUGAAAGGCAUUGCUGCACGCAGCGACAUCGGAUUCCUAUCUCUGUUUGAGCACUACAACGUGUGCCAGGUGGGCUGCUUCCUGAAGACUCCGAGGUUCCCCAUCUGGGUGGUGUGCAGUGAGAGCCACUUCAGCGUCCUCUUCAGCCUGCAUCCGGAGCUCCUGAGGAACUGGAGGGCUGAGAGGCUCUUCGACCUGUACUACUACGACGGCUUGGCCAACCAGCAGGAGCAGAUCCGGCUGACCGUCGACACCACCCAGACCAUCCCUGAGGACAGAGACAAUGACCUUGUCCCACCCCUCGAGCUCUGCAUCAGAACCAGGUGAGUCCGGUCUGUCUCUGGCUGUGGAACCUCACCUUGAGUGGCUGGGAGGUGUGGUGGUUGGGGGUGGUUGGACCUGUGGGAAGGAGGGUGGGUUUCUGGGUCUCCCCAGCCAGGGGUGUGUGGUGAGACGGGGCCCCUGCAGAAUGGAAGGACACAGUGACUGGGGCUUGUUUGUAUGGAGCGUCUUGUGGGCUCCGUGGCCCACGUGGAGACGUGUGUGACCUGUGAGGUGACCGGUCUCCAGACAGCUUCUGAGGAUGCCCCCGUGGCAGGGGUGAUGGUAUGAGUAGGUGCUUCUUGAGGUAGCCACCACAUGUGGCAAGUGCCGUUAGGUCCAACCAAGAGGAAGGACGGGUAGGGGGAGGGGCGGGGAUAGGAAGGCGCCGGGUAGGAUGGCGAGAGGGCCCAACUCCUCAGUGGCCCCUAGGGUGUAGCUCACAGAUGGCUUCCUGUAGCAGCAGCACCCUCGGCAUUAGAGAGGAGCAGCCCCAGUCAUUCUAUUGGUGCGGGUUGGGCGCUCUGAACCCCGGGCCAGGGGCCCUAUAGUCUCAGACACAGGGU